Molecule: messenger RNA, 1782 nt
Organism: Pelobates fuscus (common spadefoot toad)
Lineage: Eukaryota; Metazoa; Chordata; Amphibia; Anura; Pelobatidae
Product: uromodulin-like
Exons: 11
Coding region: 38-1330 (430 amino acids)
Cellular component (GO): cell surface
Source: RefSeq, a predicted model, not a curated record
GACACUUGCUUUUCGGAGGACACAUACCAAGCAAGAAAUGUUGCUGCUCAGCUCUUUGGUGUUACUGGCUCUGCUAGGAUUUGCAGGUUCCUCUUCAUCAUGUUAUGCUGGCAUAGAUGGUAAUUUCAUCAUGUGCUCUACCUGUGGAGGGAGCUGUAACGAUACUUCUGGUUGCAAGUGUGUCAAUCAAACAUCAUGUAUCCCUGAAACUGGAAGCUGCAAUUUGAAUUCUUCAGCUUGCUGUCUUGCUGGCCUCUCCUGGAACCCAGACCUUGCAUGCUGUAUAGAGGGACCAUAUUGCAACCCCCAGUGCCUAAUUGAUGAAAAUUGCACAUUUGUGAAUCAAACUUCAACAUGCACAGUAAACACUGCCUUCUAUCAAAACAAAAAUCUAAGUAUCAAUAAUAUUACUGCAUCUGUGACCUGUAAAGGUGGCAACAUGACAGCAUCUGUAAAUAAGAACAUAUUGGAUUUUCUUCAUUACACACCAAUCAAUGCCAGUUUGUCAGACCCCACUUGUACUGAAUUUAAUGUGUCAAUUGUCGACGGAGUGCGUAUAUACUCCGUAACUGUUUCAGGCAGAGUUGGUACCUGUGGGAAUUCUAUGCAGAAAACUACAGACAAAGUGACAUACACAAAUACUCUUCAUAUUUCAAAAUAUUCUGCUUCUGGAAUUGUUUCAUCUAGCAAUAUCAGUGUCCAGUUUUCCUGCACAUAUAACCUGACUAUGCAGACUUCACUAUCAACAGUAUACAAACCAGUAAUGAGUUCACAGAACCUAGACACUGGAAGUUCCUCAGGUGAUUCCACAACAACCAUAGCAGUAUAUGAAAAUCCAACAUAUACUCAACCUAUACUUCAGCAGGAUCAGCAGGAGCUCUCUGUAGGCUCAACAUUGUAUUUUGGGAUGACCACACAGUUCCCAGACCCAGUGUUUGUCCUGAGAGUGGAGACAUGCUUUUCCACCCCUACCAGUGAUGGCAGUGGACAAAUUAAAGUGAUCCUAAUCCAAAAUGGCUGUCCAACAAAUGAGGGACCAUAUAUUGAAGUUGAAGAAAAUGGAAAAUCUAAAGAGGUCAGAUUCAGCAUUACUUCGUAUGCUUUCCCAGGCUCUAAUACUGUCUUCAUUUUCUGUGAUGCCCGCUUGUGCAAUACAGCAUCGGAAUCUUGCGCUACUUGUGCAUCUUCUCGUGAUCAAUCUGGCAUUCCAAGACUUACUCAAUUCUCACUUGGACCUUUUCAAUUCAUAGACACUGAAAAUUCUUGUUCUCACAUAGCUUUGUCUGUUGCUGUGCUGCUGUGCAGUUUGUUGACACUAUGGAUCCUCUGAUUCUUAUCAAAUUCACUCAGAUGUCAGAUGGACUUCACCUGUUCAUAUUACUAUGGAACUAAAAAAUUAUUUGGAUACACACUUACCUCAGGCAUAUCAUAGAUAGUAUCUUCCUACAGAUUGCGGUUUUACUAUGUAUUCUGUUGUAUGUUUGAGGAUUUCAAGUACACUAUUGCGAAUCUUAAUAUACUUAUUAUACUGUGAUUCACUUGUUCAUUGAUAUACGUAUAGAAGUUAAAACCAGCUAUGCUUCUCAUAAUUAUAUGACCUAUUCAAUGAAUAUAAGUAGAACUAUAAAUGUAGUAUUGUGAAAGAAAGUUCACGAAUAUAAAUUACUUUUCCAUACGUCCUUAAAAUUAUAAAUUGCCACUACCAAAAAUUAUAAGCAUGUACAUUUUUUUGUAAACUAUUUUAUGCAGGUUAUAUGGCAAGAUAUAUUGUCAUAAUUUGAA